Messenger RNA from Sphaeroforma arctica JP610, 190 nucleotides. RefSeq lists its product as hypothetical. The annotation marks the transcript as partial. The record is from RefSeq and is a predicted model, not a curated record. Lineage: Eukaryota; Ichthyosporea; Ichthyophonida. The transcript has a single exon.
CGUUCGCUUCUGCAACCAACUGCUGGCUCACCAGAAUGAGAAUUUAAAAAUAGAACACGUGGCUGAGAUGUUUGGCGCGGAUUUCGACGAGUACAAAGUGUUUGCGGUUUUCUGCGCGCGACAACAGGCCGCAACAGAUCUCAUUGAACAGGAGAAGGCGAAUAAACCAAAGUUUAUGAAGCACCUCAAU